CAUUUCCGUCAGCCGCUCGGAGCCACGCAUUGUUAUGAUUUCGAUUCUGAAUCCUCGAACCUUGCAACACAACUAGUUUAUCGAGGAAUUUCGCUUCUUAUUUUCAGUUUAACAGCUGUCGAAUCAAAGAAAUGGAGGAAAAUCCUGUGCAGCCGGUGAGCAAAUCAAAAAGAAAGAGACUGCGGAAAAAACUGAACAAGCAAGGACCGAAGGAGGACGGCGGUGAAGCCCAAGCGGACCUGGAAUUCGUUCCGGUGGUCCAAGUUGAGCCUCCAGCAGAGCCUCGUCCCUGCCUGAAGCCGCAGCCAGACUUGGAGAAGGAAGAGGAAUCUCCGGUGAAAGUAGAAGAGCCAGAAAAUACUCAAGAAAUCCCGAAAACCGAGCAGAUUAAAAUGGACGUGACGAAAGGUGCCGAAAUGAGCCGCGAGGAAAUCAAGGCCGCACGCCAAGCCAAGAAAGCGGCCAAAAAAUCCAAGGAGAACAAGAAGCCUGAACAAAAGGAGGAAAAGGCGAACGUCCCAAAAGAAAAAGCACAAGAGCAAGCACAACCGAAACCUGCCGUCGUCAAAGAGCCCGUUCAAAAGGCGCCAGUAGAAAAAAUUGUGGAGGCAGCAAGCACAGAGAAGGCUGUGGUGCAGCAAAAGAGCAGUAAAGAGCUCAAGGAGGAGAGAAGACUCAAACAGGAGGCGCAACGAGCGGCCAAGGCGCAGAAAGCAGAACAGGCGAAAGCACCAAAAGAAAAAGAGGCGCCCGCCAAACCUGUCAAGUCUGUUACGGAGAACGUCAACAAGCCAGCUAAGCCAAUGCUGACUGGUCUGGCCAGGACAAUUGCUGCCAUGGCCAGAGAGUGUGCGAGAAUUGAUUGCAACCGCGAUGGCGUCCACCCAGCAUUCCUGCAGCUUGAGGCGAGAAUGCAGAGUCGGCUGUUGGAAGGGAGCACGGCGCGGGUGGUGGGGCUGAUGCGGGCCCUGCGAAGCGUCAUCAAUGACUACAAAGUGCCAGAGAACGUGGCCAUCACUAGAGAUCUGGUCGAGCACGUCGAGAAGCAGGUGGCGUACCUGCGGGGCCGCCGUCUCAUGUCUGUGGCGCUGGACCACGCAAUUAAGUCGCUGCGCCUCAACACAUUCGCCUACGACGUCUCCGAGCAGGAUGCCAAGGUCACAGUCAACGCCGCCAUCGAUGCCUACAUCAAUAAAAUUGAGCAGGACAUGCAGAGUGUCGCCCUCAACCUAGCACACAAAGUCAAAGAUGGGGCUUUACUCGCUGUUUAUUCCUAUUCGUGUCUUAUCAUGAAUGCUUUGAAGCAGCUUUUUAAGACUGGCAAAUAUUUCCGAGUCGUGGUUGUCGGCUCGACCACGCACAAUGGCGGCAUGACCAUGCUGAGCCAGCUGUCGGACCUUGGAGUCCAGUGCACCUACUUGCUGAUCAAUCAAGUUAACUUCAUUAUGCCUAAAGUUCAACUGGUGCUGCUCGGCGCCGAGUCUAUGUUGGCCAACUGCUCGAUGGUCGGUCCGGCGGGCAGCGCUCAGAUCGCCUGCGUCGCCAAUUCUCAGGGCGUGCCGGUGUACGCGUGCUGCGAGACCAGCAAGUUCUCCUACGAUUCGCACCAAGGCUCCUUCUUCAAGCAGAACGAAUUGGAACCGGAAUUUUUGGCGCCGCAGAUGAAGAACACGCCAUACCUGUCGCAGUGCUCCCUGCGAUGCGACGUGGUGCCCGAACGCUUCAUCAGCGCCAUCAUCACAGAAGUGACCAUCUUGCCGUGCUCCUCGGUGCCGGACGUGCUGCAUUCGCCCUCCUCCGACACCGUGCUUAAAUCCAGAACCGCGUAAAGCUGGAACGAACGAUGUAGUUGAUUGUCAAAAAUACGAAAUGGCUGAACGAAAUAUCUUUGUUGCUCCUGGUAAAUUUAAUUAAUCAGUGGAACUUGCAACGCAGUGAAUACAAGUGAUGGUUGACUAAUUGUAAUUAAAAAAACCCUGGAGAAUGAUAAUUAUAGUAUUAUAUUCCUUAUUUUAAUAUAUCAAAACCUAAGUUGACUUGCUUGGAAUUUUUUUUCAAAAUAAAUUUUAUGUUAAUCGGAAAA
This is a messenger RNA of Cloeon dipterum, 2083 nucleotides long. RefSeq names its product eukaryotic translation initiation factor 2B subunit delta (gene eIF2Bdelta). The record is from RefSeq and is a predicted model, not a curated record. NCBI's taxonomy places the organism in Eukaryota, Metazoa, Arthropoda, Insecta, Ephemeroptera, Baetidae. The transcript is spliced from 8 exons. Bases 132 to 1829 code for a protein of 565 amino acids.